This is a messenger RNA of Antechinus flavipes (yellow-footed antechinus), 1875 nucleotides long. It is a transcript of the gene DOK3, whose product is annotated as docking protein 3. The record is from RefSeq and is a predicted model, not a curated record. The coding region runs from base 301 to 1758 and encodes 485 amino acids. Gene Ontology annotation, cellular component: cytoplasm. Gene Ontology annotation, biological process: positive regulation of MAPK cascade; cell surface receptor protein tyrosine kinase signaling pathway. The transcript has 5 exons. Lineage: Eukaryota; Metazoa; Chordata; Mammalia; Dasyuromorphia; Dasyuridae.
UGGGUCUAGCCUGUGACCUGGAGCUGGGAGGGAGGGUUCUUGCUCUCCCGACCCCUCCCUCCACACAUGGCAGAAGAAAAACCAGGCACAGGGAUGAAGAGCAACCUCUCUGACCUACCCCAAGUUACUCUAGAUUCUCCCAGAGCUGUGGGGAGUAGGGGUAGACCUUGACCCCUCCCCCAGGCCAUCCUAGCCUCCUUCCCCGGGGUUGGGGGGAAGGGAAGUAGCAAGAAGGGGAAGUUGCCUGUCCCCAUUUGCUUCAGAGUUACUGUCUGAGCAUUGGGCUCUGGCUCCUCAGCCAUGGACACCCAAGAGACGCCUCUGAUGGAUGGGCUCCUCUACCAGCAACAUGUGAAAUUUGGCAAGAAAUCCUGGCGGAAGGUGUGGGCCUUCCUUUAUGCCGAUGGCCCUUCAGGAGUGGCCCGACUGGAAAGCUGGGAUGUAAGAGAUGGUGGUGGUGGACCAGCAGGGGACAAACCCACGGGGCGUCGGGGUGAGAGGCGAGUGAUCCGGCUGGCCGACUGUGUGUCUGUGCUGCCAGCAGAUGGUGAGAGCUGCCCUCGGGACACCACUGCCUUCCUUCUUACCACCACCGAACGCAGCCACAUGCUGGCUGCUCAGCACCGGCACACAUGGCUGGCUCACAUAUGUCAUCUGGCAUUUCCGAGCAUGAAUGGCAGUUCCUCAGGGACCGGUGAAUUUGGUCCUGCUGAGCCUGGCUUGGUCCCCAUGGAGGAAAAUUCCAUCUAUUCAUCCUGGCAGGAAAUGGGAGAGUUCUCAGUACUGGUCCAGAAGACAGAGGCGGCCACUCGCUGUCAGCUGAAAGGCCCUUACCUCCUAGUGACUGGCCACGACGCCAUCCAUCUGAGUGAGCCCACCGCCCCGAAGCCCCUCUACGUCUGGCCCUAUCAUUUCCUUCGCAAGUUUGGCCAUGACAAGGGUGUCUUCUCUUUCGAGGCUGGCCGGAGGUGUGACUCUGGUGAGGGCCUCUUUGCCUUCAGCUGCCCCCGGGCCUCGGAACUCUGUAGUGCUGUGGGGGCAGCUAUUGCUCGCCAGAGAGAGCUGCCCGGGCCUGCCACUGCCCGGCCCUGUCCCCUGUCGAGGGCCUCCUCCCUGCCCUCCUUGGAGCCCGUGGGGGAACUGCGAGAGGCACCGCUUGGGCUCGAGGCCUGGGGAGGCCCACCCUCUAAUGGAAAAGCUCGAGUGGUGCUGGAAACAGGCCCCCAGAGCCUGCCGCCCUGCCUGGGGACUUCACUACCAGAGGGAUCCUCCUUGGCUGGCCCUUCCAGUUCUGUGCUCUAUGCCUCCGUGUCCAAGUGGCCCAGCGGCCCUUCCCGAAAGGCUCCCGAUCCAGCCUCAGCUCCGGCUCUGGCUCCAGCCCCCAUCCCCGUGGCAGAGCACCUGUAUGAAAACCUGUGCGCCUUGGAGGAUGGCUUCGGCACUGAGCAGCGGGGGGAAGGCCUGCUGCAGGCUUCCCACGGUGGCCACAAGGACUACCACAUCUAUGACAACAAUGAGUGUCUGAGCUGGCCCAGCCCUCAGACCACCAUGGAUAGCACCCUGGAGGCCCAGUACCGGAGGCUGCUUGAGUUGGACCUGAAUGAGGAAGGUGCAGAGGAGGCUGAGGACAAUGGACCUGGGCGCCUCUUGGGUCACUCCGGCUUCAAGGCUAGGCUUGUGACCCUGCUGAGCAGGGAGCGGAAGAAGGUCCCAGCUCAGAGGAACCAGGGACUCGGGCCAGCAGAGGGACAGGCCUGAGAGAGCACCUUAUACCUGGGCUGGGACCCGGCCGCCCAGCUCUGUGCAGCACCCCUUCCCCACUCGAAUCAUGUACAGUGUACAGAAAUUUCUUAAUAAAGGCCCUUUAGCCCCUCC